Messenger RNA from Entrophospora sp. SA101, 2460 nucleotides. The record is from the annotation of a GenBank genome assembly. NCBI's taxonomy places the organism in Eukaryota, Fungi, Glomeromycota, Glomeromycetes, Entrophosporales, Entrophosporaceae.
AUGUCAACUACUUCUUCGCAGUCAACUGAAAAGCGCCAUAUGUCCCCUUAUGUACAUUAUCAUUGCUCAUGUCCUGAUUUAGUUAAAAAUGAUAAUGAUAAAAAAGAAGCAACAGAGCAUUGUCAUCAAAUACGUUGUCCAAGAUGUGUACAAGAAGAAAUAGUCUGUUAUUAUUGUCCCAAUUGUUUAUUUGAAGUUCCAACCGCUAGUGUAAAAAGUGAAAGGAAUAGAUGUGCAAGAAAUUGUUUUCAAUGUCCAAUAUGUCAAAAUACACUUUCGAUUGUUGCUUCCACUGAAUCAACACCAUCAUCUCUCACUUCUUCAACAGCACUAAUUACUAGCGCAGAUUCUACCACGAUUUCACCUGAGACAAUUAGCGGUGCACCAUACUAUUUUUCAUGUGGUGUUUGUCGAUGGGACUCGCAAGAAAUUGGAAUGACUUUUGAGAAAGCAACUGGACUAGCAUCACAACUUCAAAAAGCAGAAGACGAAAGACCUGAUGUUAAAGAAUUUGAUCAUCUCAAAGAACAUUUUGAAAAACAUUUACGACACACUACUCCAGCUGCAACAUUGCCAACAUCCAUUACAGGGAUAGGUAAUUUUAGUAGUAGAUAUGGUGGUGUGGCUAUUCCUGGUGGAUUAUCUCAUACCCAACAAAAAUCGGAUGAUCUUGCCCCAUAUGAAGCUGCCAUUAGAGUUGAAAAUGAAAGCGUAUUGGUUGAUGAUUUGGUUCAAUUAAAAGAUAUCAAUCAAAUUACAACGUUAAUGCAAAGGAUGAAUCAACUAAGCGAUCAACCAUACAAAGUAGAUCACCUUCAACCACAGCGUACACAUCUUCGUACAAAACGUGUUAAAAGAUGUAGACAAUGUCGUCACAUAUUAAUAAAACCUGAACAAAAAGCUCAAUCAACUAGAUUUAAAAUUAAACUUAUUGCUUUAGCCUACAUUCCAAAAAUUACUAUUAUGAGUCUACCAAAACUUAUACUAAAUCAAACCACCCAGAUUAUUUUAAAAUUUUCAAAUCCAUUGUACGAAGAAGCUAUAUUAGAUUUAGAUGUGCAAGAUGUAGAAUUUGGAAAAAUUAAAGUUCUUGCGCCGCAUUUUAGUAUUGCACCAUAUAAUGAAGUAUGGGAAUAUGAUGAACAAGACUCGAUUCCUUCAAAGUCUCGCUCUCAAAUAUCUGGUACACCCAAAUCUGAUAUUGGUAUUUAUGAAAGAAGAAGUAAUUCUACAAGCAUCAUUUUGGAAAUCACACCCGAAGCUGAAGUGGAAGAGUUUAAGUUUGCAUUAUUAGUUACUUGUACUAGCAAGAUUACUGAUGAUGAUAAUAUUGAAUCAUCAAUUUUAUCUACUAAUGCUACUAAGGCAAUCAUGCCGGAUUCUAAAUCUGAUGAUAAUGUUGACACUAAAACUGAAGAUAAUUCAAAUGAGAAACUUAAAGUUGAUUCAUCAUUAUCAUUUAAUGAGGAUAAUCAAGUUACGAAAAGUUUAUCAUUUUGGGUUGUAAUCGGGUUAGGAUCAGUGGUAAAUACUAGGCACACAAUCACUGGUUCUGUUAGAAUUUCUAGUAGUAUUAGUUUUUCAACUAAUUUAAAUUUAGAACAAACGACGAUUAUAGUAAUAGAUGGUAGUACAGGUAUUGCUCUUUUACCCGGUGAAAAAAUAGAAUUUAUAGAUAAAACAAAUGCGAUCAAAUUAUCUAAAGAAACUUCAAAUGGAUUCAUUGAAUGCGGAUAUGAUGAUGAAUUUUGCGGCCAAAAGGAUAUUGUAAAUGAAUCCAUUGUAUUGAUAACAAAUUAUAGAACAUGUUAUCAUCCCAUAAGAAAUCACUCUGAUAACCUUUCCUUGACGUCUUUAACCACCGAAUCAACUUCAAUAAUUUCACUCACCAUUCAAAUUCCUCACCUUUCUGUUUCCUCAUUAGAAGAAUCACAAUCACAAAUUACAAUAUCACUAAAAUUUUUUCCAUUUAGAUAUUUAUUCACUUUUCCAAGGUCUAAUUCAACAAAGUUUUCUGGAAAUACUGUUAAUCAAUAUUUAUGUGUGGAAUUUGGUUCUAUCUUAAAAGAAAAUGUAAAUACUGUUGUAUUGGAAGAUGUUUUUGCUUUUCGUAUGGGAGAAAGUUAUAUUUCUCAAAGCAAUGAUUUUGAUCACAAUAAUAAUAGCGGUCUCGCGGGAAAAACAACUAGAAAUAAAAAUGAUAACAAUAAAAACAAAACCAUCAAGAGAAGAAAAAAUCAUGAUAAAAUAUUAUCAGAAUUAUUUUCAGAAUUAAGUAAUGAUAAUAAUGAUUACGAUGUAGACGAGGAUGACAAUGAUGGAAUGGAACAUGAAAAUCAACUUGCCUGCAAAGGAAUAAAUGAAGAAAUAUUUCAAUGUUAUAAGAAAUUAGGGUGGACAUCAGGUUAUCAAAUUGAGAAGGAGUUUAAACGUUUGAAAUUGGAUAAUGAAUCAUGGUAA